CUUGAGGGUUUUUUUGGUCAUCUCUUCUACUCGUUCCGCGCUGUGUCAUAACUCUUAAAACAGACUUGGUGCACCGUGCCAUGGAAGAGCGCCGUCGGCUGUCACUAGAUUUUGCCCACCACCAACAACAAAUCUUUCUUCAUAUCUUCAGGGAUUUUGCCUUCGUCUUGUCUAUUUCUGAUUUACGUUAAGUUUUCCCCAGUUGAGACGCAAUAUUAAAUAGAGAGCUGAGUGCCAGAAGCAAAAUGGCGUGCAUUUCGUUAAACACCUUCCAGGCUGCCAGUAAUGGUGGAAAUACGGCGUUCUCAGGGAAUCGUAGUCACCUUUACAGUUUCUCGCCUAAGGUAAUUUAUCGAUGUUGUUUUCGCGCCGGACCCAUGAAUUGGGACGCUGCGAUCGACGGGUGUGGCCGCUUUGCUCGAGUUCGCCGCAAUUGUUCUCGUGGCUUGAGAGUCGGCGAUGGCGGCAUUUAUCGUCAGUCAGGCUUGCCUGAUUUCAGCUGUCUUGGUUCAAUUAAUGGGGCGCCCGCUACUUCUGUUGAAAGAGUCACUGUACUGGUGAUUGGAGGAGGCGGAAGGGAACACGCUCUCUGCUAUGCCCUCAGAAGAUCUCCAUCUUGUGAUGCUGUAUUCUGUGCACCUGGCAAUGCCGGGAUAUCCAACUCUGGGGAUGCUACUUGUGUUGAGUACCUGGAUGUCUAUGACAGCUCGUCUGUUAUCGACUUUUGCCGCGAAUGGGGAAUCGGGCUUGUUGUGAUUGGGCCUGAGGCCCUUCUCGUUGCUGGUCUUGCCAAUGAUCUUGCCAGUGCUGGCAUUUUCACUUUUGGGCCAUCCUCGGAAGCAGCAGCCUUGGAAGGCUCCAAGGACUUCAUGAAACGGUUGUGUGACAAAUAUGCUAUUCCGACUGCUCAGUUAAUAAUGAAUAACCUGGAAUUAAUAAAAUACUAUAAGGAAGUUAGUCCGAACAAUAGACUGGCGGUCUCUUCACGGCUUCUAAGCUCCAGGCACUCUUAUCUCACUGACACUCUCAUGCAGUACAAGACAUUCACAGACCCAUCAUCCGCGAAAGCAUACAUCAAAGACCAAGGCACUCCCAUAGUCAUCAAGGCCGACGGCUUAGCCGCGGGCAAAGGAGUCAUUGUGGCCAUGACGCUGGACGAGGCCUAUGAAGCCGUUGACUCCAUGCUUGUGAAGAACGCCUUCGGGUCAGCUGGCUGCCGUGUGAUAAUCGAGGAAUAUUUGGAAGGUGAAGAAGCAUCUUUCUUUGCCUUAGUAGAUGGGGAAAAUGCAAUACCUCUCGAGUCGGCCCAAGAUCACAAAAGGGUCGGUGAUGGGGAUACGGGCCCCAAUACGGGUGGAAUGGGGGCUUAUUCUCCUGCCCCUGUCCUCACGAGUGAGCUACAGUCAGUCGUGAUGGAAUCUAUCAUUUAUCCCACGGUGAGAGGAAUGGCAGCCGAAGGUUGCAAAUUUGUUGGGGUUUUGUAUGCGGGUUUGAUGAUUGAGAGGAAAUCUGGGUUGCCAAAGCUGAUAGAGUAUAACGUGCGCUUUGGGGAUCCAGAGUGCCAGGGCGAGCUGGACAGCCUAACCCUAGACUGGUCACCCGGGUUUGCCAUGGUCGUGGUCAUGGCCAGCAAGGGGUACCCUGGUAAUUACCAGAAAGGGACAGUCAUCCGGAACGUGGACGAGGCCGAGCAGGUGGGCCCCACUAUCAAGGUGUUCCAUGCUGGCACGGCACUCGACUCGGAAGGGAACUAUGUGGCCAUUGGUGGGCGUGUGCUUGGAGUGACGGCCAGAGGGGCCGAUCUCAAGGAGGCGCGGGACAGGGCAUACGAGGCCAUCGACCAGAUUCAUUGGCAGGGAGGGUUCUACAGACGAGACAUUGGCUGGCGGGCCCUACCACAGAAGAAUGUGAAAAAAAUAAAAUUGUAG
Striga asiatica is the source of this 1928-nucleotide messenger RNA. NCBI's taxonomy places the organism in Eukaryota, Viridiplantae, Streptophyta, Magnoliopsida, Lamiales, Orobanchaceae. The record is from the annotation of a GenBank genome assembly.